GUACGCACAACACGUGUUCUCUUAUACAAUUUUCGAUCCAAAAAUACAAAUUAUCGCUGUUGCAACCAAAUUUUCUUUUCGGAAUUCAUCGAUACAGCGUGGAAAACAAUAUGAAUACUAUUCAAAGUGUUGACAAUCAAUCGGAUGUGUCGCAACAAAACCAAUUGCGCCUGUUGAAGUUCACGCUGGAUUACAUCAUGAAUGCACGAAAAUUUCAAUGCUUGAAAAAACCAUUGAAAACAGACGAUCCAACGGUGACAACAGUUGGUUUGGCGAAAAUUGCUGAAAAUUUUGAGACAUACACCAGUAUUGAAGAAUUUUUGGGUGACAUCAAUUGCUUGGUUCGCUGUUACUCCCUUCUGUUUGCAAAAUCGAAUCAAAAGAAAGCGGCCGAAUCAUUGUCCGAACGAUGUCAUCGUGAUGUAAAAAGCAUUCAGUUGUGUGCCGAUUGCUUUGAAUACUGGAACACAAGUCGUGAUGAUUAUUUCACACGUGUAUGCGCCAAACCACAUUUAGUCGUGUUUGCUCGAUUGAAUCCGUACCCAUAUUGGCCCGGCAAGCUAAUGUCAAUCGACGGUGAAAUUGCCAACAUUGAAUUCUUUGGCGAUCAUACCCAAGCUGACGUUCCAGUCGCGUCUUGUUUCUUGUUUUCAAGCGAGUUUGCGGAUGACAGCAAGCAUUCAACAAACAUUCACCUCAGAAAUGCAUACGAGGAGCUUUUGCAACACAUUGCAAAUAUCAAAGCAAAGUUCGGUACAUUCCAUCCAUCUCCAUUCAGAGCGGCCAUAAACCCUGAAAAAAUACAACAACAGUUGGUAAAAAUGAUUCCAGGUGCUUUCAAAGUGGCCUGUGAUGAACAAUCAUCAGCUUCCGUUGAAAAAGGUGAAUCAUCGUCGGUAGCAGCAGUUGUUGUUAAUCCAACGAAUGAUACUGCACCCAUAAUUAAGGCGGCACCAAUAGUUGCUGCUAAACAAGGUAACAACGACCGAAAACGUCAACAAAAUGGUACUGUUGCUUCGCCCACUAGUGAGCCGAAGCUUAAAAAAGAAAAAGUUCAUAUUUUGAGCAUGGUCACAGUUGUUCCAGGAAAACCAUCUGUUAGUGUUGCAUCUGUCAGUGUUCAAGAGCCAGACGGUGUCACAAAAGUUGGCCACAAAAAUGUUGCUUUGCAAUCGGCAACGGUCACCAACACAGAGCCGGAUCACUCACAAAAUCCGAAAACAACCAUGACUACCGAACAAGAUACACCAGGCAAGAGCCAAAAGACAACUCAAACAAGCACUGAAAUAGUAGCAACCAACACCAUCGAGGAAGUCAUGUCGAAAUGCAAAAAUGAGCUGGUGGAAUUGCAGAAGAAAAAGGCAUCGCUUACGGAAUUUAUCGCAAAACACGAAGAAAAUAUUCGGACACUACAAAAUCAAAUGGCGGUCAUCAUCGAAAAGACACCGAUGUAAAUCGCAUACAAAGCGAUUUUUGACAACAAAAAAUACCAUCAUAUAUGACUCCAACAAGAUUUGGCUUUGAUAAAAAACAAACAAUUUUGAUUUUUUAAUAGGCAUGUUUGAAAAUAUGCGACAAUUUCUGAUUUAUUUUUGCAAAAAAAUUCGAUUUAUUUUUUUAUUUUCUUUAUUUAACAUUUAAUUGUUUUAUGGAAUUCCAUUGAAUUCAAACUAUCUACUUUUUGGUGGAAACUACAUUUACAAUAGAUUUUAAGUAUUUAGAGUGUCAAUGGAGAAAAAUGAAUGCACUCCAAUUUGAAAUAAUCUAUGAACAUACAAUAAAAUUUAUUGAAUAAAUACAUCCCAACGGACAAAUAUGUAACGUUUUUAGGACAUUUUAACGUUAAAAAAUGUAACGCUUUGGCCCGGUUUAGUGGUCAUUUCCGUGUCAAAUGGAACGUAGAUUUUGUGUGUAGUUUCCAGUAUAUUUACAACUUCCAAUGGAAUGAUUCAUUCCACUUGUUUACUACCAUACAAAAACAUACUCUGACCGUAUAAUAUGAUCG
Messenger RNA from Contarinia nasturtii (swede midge), 2005 nucleotides. RefSeq lists its product as uncharacterized. Bases 111 to 1454 code for a protein of 447 amino acids. The record is from RefSeq and is a predicted model, not a curated record. The transcript is spliced from 5 exons. NCBI's taxonomy places the organism in Eukaryota, Metazoa, Arthropoda, Insecta, Diptera, Cecidomyiidae.